Molecule: messenger RNA, 983 nt
Organism: Impatiens glandulifera
Lineage: Eukaryota; Viridiplantae; Streptophyta; Magnoliopsida; Ericales; Balsaminaceae
Product: probable xyloglucan endotransglucosylase/hydrolase protein 26
Exons: 4
Coding region: 21-914 (297 amino acids)
Biological process (GO): cell wall biogenesis; xyloglucan metabolic process
Cellular component (GO): apoplast; cell wall
Molecular function (GO): xyloglucan:xyloglucosyl transferase activity; hydrolase activity, hydrolyzing O-glycosyl compounds
Source: RefSeq, a predicted model, not a curated record
AGAGAAUUAGAAUCGAUCAUAUGGCAUCUAGAGGUGAAUUAGGCCGAUCGAUGAUGUGGUUGGUGGUCAUCUUAGUUGGUUCGUUUUGCUUGAACCAUGUUCGAGCCGACUUCACAACCGACACGACUUUCAAUUUUGGAUCCCAUCAAUCUUCAAUUCUCAACAAUGGAUCUGACCUACAACUUGUCCUCACCAAUUCUUCGGGUGGGGGCAUUCAAUCAAAGAACCAAUACUUGUUUGGCAGCUUUGAAGUAUCGAUCAAAUUAAUUCGAGGAAACUCAGCUGGAACUGUCACAACAUUCUACCUAUCUUCUAUCGGAAAUAAUCAUGAUGAAAUCGACUUCGAGUUCUUGGGAAACGAAACGGGACAACCUUAUACUAUCCAUACAAAUAUAUUUGUCAAAGGAGUGGGCAAUAAAGAACAACAAUUCCGCCUUUGGUUCGACCCAACUUCUAGCUUUCACAACUACACCAUUCAUUGGAAUCCUUCGGAAGUUGUGUGGUACGUGGAUAACUUUCCAAUUCGAGUAUUCAGGAACUACGAAAACCAAAAUAAAAAUAUCACUUAUGCCAACAAGCAGCCAAUGCGAGUUUACGCUAGCUUAUGGAAUGCUGACGAUUGGGCGACUCAAGGUGGACGUAUCAAGACUAACUGGACACUAGCCCCGUUUGUUGUCAAGUAUCGCGGGUUCAAACCAAGUGCAUGUGUGUGGACAGGAGUUGCGAGUAUUAGCCAAUGCGCUAAGAACAUCCCCGCAAAUUGGUGGGCAUCUCCAGCUUAUAGCCAAUUGAGCACUGCCCAAAAGAACAAGAUGACAUGGGUGAAGAACAAUUACAAGUUCUAUGACUAUUGCAAUGACAUCAACCGUUUUCAAAGGAAAAUGCCUGCAGAGUGUUCCUUGCCUCAAUUCUAAGGGAUUUCUUUUUAAUAUCUUCAAGUUUUUUUUCUCACAAUUUACCUUUCCACCUUCAUUCAUUUUAUA